GAUAGGCUGUGUGUGCACAGUAGCCUGAGCCAGCUUCUAAAUUCAGCAGUCUAUUCAGUUUUCCACCGGGCUGUUAUCAGAAGUACCUUCAGCUCUCAGCGUUAAAACCAAAAGAUUCUUGUAAAAACCUUUAAAUCUCUAUAUUCAACCAGACUACAUAUGAAGACAGAAUGGUGUUCACGACAGAUGCUGUCCAAUUGAUUAUGGGUUGCAGCAGCUACUGAUGAGGGCUGUGCCCUGCUGUUCAAAAGCCCUUUCCUUUCCCUCCAGAAUGAUUGAAGAACGUGGCAGAAGAGAAAAUACCAUGGCAGAAAGAAGACAAUUAUUUGCAGAAAUGCGAGCCCAAGAUUUGGAUCGCAUUCGUUUAUCCACCUAUAGGACAGCAUGUAAACUCCGAUUUGUACAGAAGAAGUGCAACUUGCACUUGGUAGACGUUUGGAAUAUUAUAGAGGCAUUCAGAGAAAAUGGGCUAAAUACAAUGGAUCCGAAUGCUGAACUCAGUGUGACUCGCUUGGAAGCUAUCAUCUCCACAAUACUUUACCAGCUGAACAAACGUUUACCAACCACCCAUCAAAUAAAUGUUGAACAGUCCAUUAGUUUACUGCUGAACUUUCUGCUUGCUGCCUAUGAUGGAGAAGGCCAUGGCAAGAUAUCAGUUUUUGCUGUGAAAGUGGCAUUAGCAACAAUCUGUGGAGGGAAGAUACUGGAUAAAUUGAGAUAUAUUUUCUCUCAAAUAUCAGACUCCAAUGGAAUAAUGAUAUAUGUGAAGUUUGACCAGUUCCUACGGGAGGUGCUGAAGUUACCAACGGCUGUGUUUGAAGGUCCUUCCUUUGGAUACACAGAACAAGCAUCACGGCCGUGCUUUUCCCAACAGAAAAAAGUGACACUAAACAAUUUUCUGGACACCUUGAUGUCUGAUCCCCCACCACAAUGUCUUGUCUGGCUGCCACUCAUGCAUCGUCUCGCAAAUGUUGAAAAUGUCUUCCACCCUGUUGAGUGUUCCUAUUGCCACAGUGAGAGCAUGAUGGGUUUUCGAUAUCGUUGCCAGCAGUGUCACAAUUACCAGCUAUGUCAGGAUUGCUUUUGGCGAGGCCAUGCAAGUGGUUCUCAUAGCAACCAACACCAAAUGAAAGAAUACACAUCAUGGAAAUCCCCUGCAAAGAAGCUAACUAAUGCACUUAGCAAGUCCUUAAGCUGUGCUUCCAAUCGUGAACCUUUGCACCCAGUGUUCCCUGACCAGCCUGAAAAACCGCUAAACCUGGCCCACAUUGUAAAUGACUAUGGGCCUUCAAGACCUCCUCCUAACAUGAAUGACACAAUGUUCUCCCAUUCAGUAAUAACCUCAGGAAGCCCCAGCCCGAACAAGAGCCUUCUUAUUUCAUUAAAUAGCUUUCCUGAUGAGAUCAAUGAAGUAGAGCAGAACAAACAACUGGCUAGGGCUGCACCAGCUUUGCUGAAGGGCAAAGGGUUGCAGUACAGCCUUGAAAUUGCUGAUAGACUGGGUGAUGAACAUGUUCUGAUUGGGCUAUAUAUCAACCUCCUCCUGAACAAUUCCUCACGUGUCCUUGAUAGUCCAAGCCGUCUAGAUGAAGAACAUCGAUUGAUAGCACGGUAUGCAGCACGACUUGCUGCUGAGGCAGCAUCUUCACAACAGCGUGCUCCCGCUGACCUCUCCUCUACCAUCGAUGCAAAUAAACAGCAGCGGCAGUUGAUUGCUGAACUUGAAAACAAGAAUAGAGAGAUCCUGCAAGAGAUACAGAGAUUGAGGCUAGAACAUGAGCAGGCAUCUCAACCCACACCCGAGAAGGCACAACAGAAUCCCACCCUCCUAGCAGAACUCCGGCUCCUCAGGCAGCGAAAAGACGAGUUAGAACAAAGGAUGUCAGCUCUACAAGAAAGCCGCCGAGAAUUAAUGGUUCAAUUGGAAGGCCUGAUGAAGUUACUGAAAGAAGAAGAAAUGAGGCAGGAAACUCAGGGGGCAGGAUCCCCUCGCUCUUCACCAAGUCACACAAUUAGUCGGUCUGUUCCUAUUCCAAUGCCUAUCAGAUCAACCUCUGCCUGCUCAACUCCGACCCAUACACCUCAGGACUCACUGACAGGGGUUGGAGGAGAUGUACAAGAAGCGUUUUCCCAGAGCUCCAGGAGAAAUUUGAGAAAUGACCUGCUGGUGGCAGCAGACUCUAUUACAAACACAAUGUCAUCUUUGGUAAAAGAGUUGAAUUCGGCAGAGGGUGGCAGUGAGACAGAAAGCAAUGUGGACUCGGAUUUUGGUCGAGCUCAUUUAGAUGACAUCGUUCUUUCCCCAACUUCUGAGAAGGCCUUUCUAGCUCAGAUUAAUGCCAGAAAUCCCAGCUAUGUGCACAGUGCUGCUGCAACGGGAACAAUUCAAAGUGAUAUUGUUACAGAAGAUGGUGAGUCAUACAUCAGAACUGAUGAUGAAAGUUAUGAAAAUGAAUCUGUCCAUCAACUUGAACAUGAGUUGAAGCUGGAGGAAUAUCUGAAGCAAAAACUGCAAGAUGAGAGCUAUCAGGUCAGUUUGCAGGGGUGAACAGACUCUUCUGUGUCCUGCGCUCAUUACAGUCAAACUGAUGAUGAGAGUUAUGUAAGAACUGACGAUGAUGAAAGCUGCAUACGGACAGAUGAUGAAGAAGGUCUAACUUCUGGCUUCACUGAAGAAUGGAAUGAACAUAUGAAGCGUCUUAUGACAAAAAAAGAAUUUUAUAAGUAGUAUGAGGACUAUAGCACAGUUAUUUUAAAAGUUUCUAGUUCGAUGUGUUGACAGACAUUUCUUUUACUAAAAGCUGGGUUUAUCAGCAUCACCUUUAUAUGCCUCAUCUGAGAACAGAAUUCAGGAGAAAACAACUGCAGUUGUUACCAAGCUGAAUAUUUGGUGUUGCUAUUUCAAAUAUGGCAGUAUUAAUAUUAAAGAGAUAAUUCUACAUAUUUGUGAUCAAUAUAUCUGUUUACACUCCUAAUAUUGAUACACUUUAUCUUUGGUUUCUAGAUGAACUGUGCAGUACUUUGACAAAACAGUUACAUAUUUUUUCAACUGUGAUAAGCCUAUUUUGGUGAAAUGCACUUAAGGAUCAAAUAAUAGGGCGCUACAUAUGAGUAUUCAAAAUUAUAACCCAUAAACUACUAAUUUUCAGCAUUUUUAAUAAAAUGCACAGAUCUGUAAAAUAAAGGAACUGUGAACUGUGUCGGGGACGCUCAUAGCUAAUUCUGUUCUUAUACUUUGAACCGUAGGUGCCAAAAACAAAUAAAGAAACAAAGUAGAAUUUAGUUCACUUAAUUCCCUUUUUUGUGAUUAAUACAGUGGGUUAAGCAAUAUUUUAAACAAGCAUGACUAUUGCUAACUUAAAACGGUAAACUUUGUUUUUUGCUUUGCUUUCUGUUUAUAUAAUUUUAAGGCCUUCAAUAUGGACGUACUGGUAUAUACACAUUACUUAAUGUGCAUUGGAAAUUUUUAUGUUUGAAAUGUGUAUUACCUUAGUUGCCUAUCUGUGUGGUAUGAAUAUUGUGAAGAAAGAAUAGUUUUAUUGAAUAACUAUAUAGAAUUGCAAAUGUUGUAAAGAAAACAGCAAGUGAGAAUUCAGGGUUUGAGAAGUUUUGCGGCUUCUGUCUGAUUAAUCCACAGUUAACAUAUGCGGAUAGUUGCAGACACUAUUCUCCAAAGUACUACUUAAUUUAAAGUAUUAAUGAUCAGUACAAAACAGCUGAUUCAACUCCAUGGGUCACAGAAACUUCUACAUAAAGUUGAAUUGAUUUAGGGAUUGAUUAUUUUUGUAGAAACUAUUCCUGCUUGUAAUUUACUCAUAAUUUUGACACUGAAACUUGCUAUUAGAGAUGCCAACCAUAUUAUUUUUUAGUUGCAGUAUCAUUAAACAAAAAGUUUUGAUAAUGACAUGACAGUAACACAUUAAAUGAUCAGUAAACUCGCACAGCAAAUUUAUUAUUUAUAGCUGAAGAAUUGCUGAAACUAUCUACAAUUCAUAUGUGGUAAUCAUAAAAAUAUUUACCCUGAAAGCAUAUAGAUAUCUUGACAGCAAAAUAACAUUAGAAAUUGGUGUGAUUUAAUUGAUAUAAUCAGAUUAGAAAGCAAAGAGAAAUAUGUUAAUUAUCGACUGAUCCCUAAUUGUUUAUUUAAAGAGAAUGGAUGUUCAACAGAGAUAAAAAGAAAAAACAUGUGAAAGCUGGAAGAUUUCAGACAUGGUUAUGAGAGAGAGAGACUUAGCAUGUUUCAGAGUUAACCUGCACAAGACUGUGGCCUUCACUGUGAAACAAUCUGUACUCUGUUAGUGCAUGAAGUGAUAAAUCGUCUAGUUUUGUUGCACAGUCCUAUUUCUUUUAUUUAUUUUGACUGACUUUUCCCAGCUACAUAGGUUUAUUAAUGUAGACACAUACUGUAUAUACUUAAAGUCUUUGUUGCUGAGUUUAGAAUGGAUAAAUUCAGCAAAAUGGCCAUGAAUAACAACCAUUUUCUUACUCUGCCCAAAAUAAUGGGUAUUUAAUUUCCACCAAAAAUAUACAACUACACCAUGUAUAAAUUAACUACAACUAAUAUAUUGAAUGUCUCCAAAACUCCAAAAGGAGGAGCAGUAAUUUUGGAAACACUAAAGGUUCAAUGUAAUACACUGUUGAUGUAAUAAAACUACUGAUCUAUGUUUUGUAUUGUUAAGUAUUGUAUCCAUACGUACAAUGUGUUGGAACAAGCUGGGGACUUGCCAUGUUUUAAGAUUGUCCAAGUAUUUAACUGUGUCUGUAUUUUGGAAUGGAAUAUUUCUUCAUUAAAGAGAGAAUUUUUAAAAA
Molecule: messenger RNA, 4809 nt
Organism: Carcharodon carcharias (great white shark)
Lineage: Eukaryota; Metazoa; Chordata; Chondrichthyes; Lamniformes; Lamnidae
Gene: dtna
Product: dystrobrevin, alpha
Exons: 25
Coding region: 224-2548 (774 amino acids)
Biological process (GO): synaptic signaling
Cellular component (GO): plasma membrane; synapse
Molecular function (GO): zinc ion binding
Source: RefSeq, a predicted model, not a curated record